CUCUUUAUAUAAAUGAAGCUACAGAUGAUAAAUUGUAUUAUAACCUGUGGAAUAAUAAAAAUCUAGCUGCAUAUUUGGCCAGAUUUUUAUUAGUACCUCAAGAGCUAAAUGAAAGUUCUUUUGCAAUAAAUUCUGAACUGAUGUCUGAACAACAAAGUCAAGCUACAAACCUGUUAUUGGAAUAUACAUCAAGUUUUGCAGAGAAAAUUAGUAAAAAUAGACAACCUGUUAAGUUAGAGCAAACUAACUUAGUAUAUCACGAAAUUAACACUAAGAAUGCUAAACCUAUUAAAAAACAUCCUUACGAAAAAAUUAAAAAAAUUAAAGAAUUUCCUGUCACUGUUACUAUAAAACAAAUUAGGUUGUUCUUGAGUUUAGUGUCAUACUACAGAAAAUUUAUUAAAGGAUUUUUGAAAAUAGCUAAGCCAUUAAAUCAAUUAUUAAAAAAAGAUGAACCAUAUCAUUGGACUGAUGAUCAGAAUAAGGCUUUUCAAAAAUUAAAACAACAUUUAAUGACCACUCCAGUAUUAAGAUAUCCUAACUUUAACCAGCCUUUUUAUCUUCAUACAGACACCUCCACUUCAGGAUUGGGAGCCGUAUUAGCACAGUUAGUGCCUGGAUCCG
Racocetra fulgida is the source of this 624-nucleotide messenger RNA. Lineage: Eukaryota; Fungi; Glomeromycota; Glomeromycetes; Diversisporales; Gigasporaceae. The record is from the annotation of a GenBank genome assembly.